Molecule: messenger RNA, 993 nt
Organism: Mitosporidium daphniae
Lineage: Eukaryota; Fungi; Microsporidia
Exons: 1
Coding region: 1-993 (330 amino acids)
Source: RefSeq, a predicted model, not a curated record
AUGUCUCUGUCAGCUCGAAGGGAAUGCCUGAGGGGACUCCUCGCACAAAUUCUUGAGGAAUGCAGCAUGAACACUGCAAAAAUAUCGGAUGAAAUUGCAGAGCUUAGGCCAAGACUAAUUUCGCUUGAACGGAUCAGAUGGAACAUAUUUACUCAGCCCUCAAUUAAGAGCCUCUGCUCCUUGUAUCAAAUUGAGCAUUGCGGCUCCAUCAUCAAAGUAGCAAAUCUUUUCAUUCCCGAAGAUGGGGACAUUUACAGUAAGUCACCCCAUUUUAUAUUUGCAGGGCUACCAUACGAACAGACCAAUGCCCUGCUCUCAAUUUUUUUGACCAUUCUUGACGUUUUCCACAAGAGGAUCCUUUCACCACCACCACCCUCUUCAGCAUCUUUUCACGAUAAUUCCUCUUCUCGCCUUCCAUGUCCGAUUGUAAGAAUGCCUGGCGCCUCCCCUGCAAUCCAGAUUGGACAAAAGUCAAUCAAUAGUACGGAGACUACGAGUGAUAUUCUGAUCACGCCAGCGAUACCAGAGUUACCUGUCAACAAAGUCCAAAAAAUUAGCGAAGUAGAAAGAAAUAACUGGAUCAUGGCCCUCGCUGCCAUUUCAUUUAAUGCCAUCUGGCUCGCCUCCAAAAUAUGGAAGCGCGUCACCGAGCGCUGCAAUUGGAGCCCACGCCAAAAUCCAGCCUCCAUUUCUGAAAAUCUGAUCAUCCCCAGGGCUAUUGCCAAAUUUUUUGUCAUGAUUUCGAUCAUUGAAAAGGGCGAAUUGUCCGUCAAUGCUCAGGAUCAAUCAUCUGUCAAUGCUCAGGAUCAAUCAUCUGUCAAUGCUCAGGAUCAAUCAUCUGUCAAUGCUGAAGAUGAACAGCCUGCAUACAUUUCUGAUCUUCUUGAAUUUAUGUAUAGCUCUGGUAUGGUUGAGGCCUUUUCCCAUCUUUCGUCCUUUACUAAAUUCUUUGAUGAAAUCGAAUAUUUCUGGGAGCGACAUGCCAAAGAAUAA